CGGUCACGCUGCACCUCUAGCAUUUUUAUUUCGCACGCAAAAUAAAAAUAAUGGAAAGAAAUUGACCAAAUCCGGCCGUAAAAUGCGAUCCUCCAGAUCCUAGAUCCCCGAAAUCUUGGUACAAAGUGAGUGGGCAGCGACACAGCGAGAGAGAGUGGGAGAAAGAGAGCUAGUGAGAGUGAGAGGGAGUGCAGUGUCCCGAGCACUCGAUUUGGAUUCCAGAAAGGAUUUGGAUUUGGAUUUGGAUUUGCAUUACUUUCUGCUGCGAAAUGAUGCCCUACAAUGUGCGAAAUGCCGGCGGCGGAAGCGUUGGCGGAAUCCUUCGGCGCACGGGCCACGCUUCCAGUUCCAGUUCCAAUCUAAUCCUGAGCAAUGGCAACGGAGGCACGGGAAUGGGAGGAACAGUGGGAACGGCAGGAGGUUCCUCCUCCUCCGCCUCUUUGAACCUGGAAAACCACCGACAAACGCCGCUGGAACUGCUCGUCUUUGGCUACGCCUGCAAGAUUUUCCGGGACGACGAGAAGGCGCGGGAAAUGGACCACGGCAAGCAGCUAAUUCCCUGGAUGGGCGAUGUAAAUCUCAAGAUAGACAGAUACGAUGUGCGUGGCGCCCUCUGCGAACUGGCGCCCCACGAGGCGCCACCUGGCGGCUAUGGCAACCGUUUGGAGUACUUGACCGCCGAGGAGCAGCGCGCCGAGCAACUUUGCGAGGAGGAGCGCUACCUGUUCCUCUACAACAACGAGGAGGAGCUGCGACUGCGCCAAGAGGAGGACCUCAAGCGGCUGCAGCAGGAGACCUCCGGCGGCAACUACAGCCAGGUGGGCUUCCAGUACGAUGGCCAGUCCGCGGCCUCAGCCUCCACGGCGCCCUCGCAGCUCUCGCCGACCUCCGAGGAGAACGAGCUGCCCUUCGUCCUGCCCUACACGCUGAUGAUGGUGCCUCCGUUGGGCAUGCAGCUGCCGGAAACGAUGAAGCAGCACGCCAUUAUUGAGAAGACAGCUCGCUUCAUCGCCACCCAGGGUGCCCAGAUGGAGAUCCUGAUCAAGGCGAAGCAGGCGAACAACAACCAAUUCGAUUUCCUCACCCAGGGUGGCCACUUGCAGCCGUACUACCGUCACCUUUUGGCCGCCAUCAAGGCAGCGAAAUUCCCGCCCGCUCCGGAGGCCACGUUGGAUCAGCAGCAGCAGCAGACUGGCCAGGACCAGGAAUCGAAUCCAUCAACGAACGAUGUACAUGGCGAGGACGGAGCGGGCGGAGGAAGGAGGAACAGCAACCAAGUGGUCAUCACGGUGCCCACUAUUAAGUACAAACCCUCGGCGAACUGCGCCUACACCCAGCUAAUUAGCAAGAUCAAGGGCGUUCCCCUGCAGGCUGUUUUGCUGGAGGACGAGUCGAGUAAUCCCGGGAAUUCGCAGCACUCGGGCACGGAUUCACCCACGCCCAGCUGCCGAUCCGAAGGUCACAACAGCCAGGGCGGCGGGGAAUUCACGCCCGUGCUGCUGCAGUACAACGGGAGUACCUUCACCCAUGAGACGGAGACGCCGCAGGAUGACAACGAGAACAACAGUCGCGAGCCGCCGCAGGUGGAGCUGCUUAAGAACACGAGUGCCCUGGCCCUGGCCCAAAACUAUAGUUCCGAAAGCGAUGAUGAAGAGGAGGAGGAGCCGGAAAAGGAACCCGAAAAGAAACCCGAGCCCGUCUUGACCUUUCCCGUUCCGGAGGAGAGUCUGCGGCACAUAAUCGACAAGACGGCCACGUAUGUGAUCAAGAACGGACGGCAAUUCGAGGAGACGCUGCGCACGAAGAGCGUGGAGCGGUUUAGUUUCCUGCUGCCGGCGAAUGAGUUCUAUGCCUACUACUUGUACAAGGUGACCGGCGAUGUGGAUGCGGCAUCCAAGGAGGAGAAGACUCGCAAAGCGGCCGCCGUGGCAGCUGCCCUGAUGUCCAAGAAGGGACUCAGCUUUGGCGGAGCGGCAGCUGCUGCUCUAGGAACUGGCAACAAUCUGGAUAAGGCUCCUGUAAGUUUCUCCAUUCGCGCUCGGGAUGAGCAUGGUCCAUUGCAACCCACUCUUCCGCAGGAGACCAGCGACGAGGAGGCCAGUUCGAUGGCCGGUGGCGGCGGGGAGCAAGUGCGUCCGGGCAUGCCGGAUAGUGUGCAGCGGGCCAUCAAGCAGGUGGAGACGCAAUUGUUGGCCAGGACCGCCGGUCAGAAGUCGUCAGCCGCCCCAUCCUCGUGUUCCUCGCCGCAAAAAGAGCAGCGACAAGCUGAGGAGCGCGUAAAGGACAAACUGGCGCAAAUCGCCCGCGAGAAGCUGAACGGAAUGAUUUCCCGCGAGAAACAAUUGCAAUUGGAGCGAAAACGCAAGGCCAUGGCCUUUCUCAAUCAGAUCAAAGGUGAGGGUGCCACUGUGGGUUCAGCGGUGACCGGUACUGCUCCUAAUCCUCCAGAGGCUGCGGCAGGUGCUUCGCAAUCGGCAGGCGGUGAAAGUGACAAUGAGUCCAACGACGAAUCGGUUCGAUCCAUACCCAUCACAUUCUUUGGACCCGACGACGAUGACGAGGUGGGAGAUGAUGAUCAGAAGGAGCCUGAGGUGAGACUCGAAAGGAGAGCGAAGGAGGAUGAGGAGGACGACGACGAAGAGGACGAGGAUGACGAUGGCGAUCUGGAGAAGUACAAUCUGCUAAACGAUGAUAGCACAAACACCUUCACCAGCAAACCCGCACCUUCGCUCGUGGCUCCUCCUCCUCCUGCCGCUGCUUCCGCCGUCCCCGCCCCUGCCGUUCUUCUCUCCGACGACGACGACGUCCAGCUGGUGGCCACGUCCUCCUCCUCGCGAUCCUCCCGGUCGCGUCCCCGUAAAAUGCCCCGCCGGAGCAUGAGUCGCAGCCGGAAUGGUCGCAGCAGAAGUCGCAGUGCCAGCAGUGCUUCCAGUCGAGAAUCCUCCCACCGACGGCGCCAGAAAAGCAGCAAACCUUCCAAGGAGCCAUCAUCCUCGAUCGCGGCCCGAAAAUCCCAGUCGCAGUCAACGCAGCGAAGAAAAGGAAGCCCAAAGAAGAGGAGGCGCAGCAGGAGUAGAAGCCGAUCAAGGAGCCACCGACGGAGUAGAAGCAGAAGCAGCAUAUCACGCACCAAUAGGCGGAGCAGAUCGCGUAGCUACUCCGGCGGAAGUCGGGAGGCGGAACAGCGACACCGGCAGCAGCAGCAGAGGCGCCGCACGCCCACCAAGAAGUCGCACAAGCGGCACAAGCGACGCAGGCGCAGCAGCUCCCCCUGAUGAUCCAGAUCCAAAUCCACCUCCACAUUUCAAAGUUUUUUGUAGUUCACAAGUUGUAUCAAAUAAACCACCAACAUAUUUUUGUAAACAA
Molecule: messenger RNA, 3366 nt
Organism: Drosophila takahashii
Lineage: Eukaryota; Metazoa; Arthropoda; Insecta; Diptera; Drosophilidae
Gene: su(w[a])
Product: suppressor of white-apricot
Biological process (GO): RNA processing; mRNA 5'-splice site recognition
Molecular function (GO): RNA binding
Source: RefSeq, a predicted model, not a curated record